This is a messenger RNA of Coffea eugenioides, 1236 nucleotides long. RefSeq lists its product as uncharacterized. The record is from RefSeq and is a predicted model, not a curated record. The transcript has a single exon. Bases 1 to 1236 code for a protein of 411 amino acids. Lineage: Eukaryota; Viridiplantae; Streptophyta; Magnoliopsida; Gentianales; Rubiaceae.
AUGGCUAGUACUGCACAACACCAGCAAAAGACGGACUCCAAACUGCGGAACAUAAGAAAUCAGAUGGGUCAGAUGCAAGCUAUGCAGAGUCAGAUAAGUCAGAUGGCAAUAUCAAUCAACCGUCUGGAGUCUCAAGUAAACAGAAAAUUGCCAUCCCAACCUGAACUGAACCUGAAGAACGUAAGUGCAACGACCUUAAGGAGCGGGAAGGAAAUCCAAGAACCUGACCUCACUAUUUCAAAGGACAAGGAUGAGGAAAAGAUCGAAAGCGAGCUUGAGAAGGAGGGCAGCAAUGACACAGAUCCAAAGGUACUCCCAGACCCAGCCAUUACAGUAAAAACGAACUCGCCUCUCUUUCCUAUCAGGUUAGAGAAAUCGAGGAAGCAGGAUAAGGAGAAGGAGAUCUUGGAGGUGUUCCGCAAGGUGGAAAUCAAUAUUCUCCUAUUAGACGCUAUCAAACAAGUGCCGAAGUAUGCAAAGUUUUUGAGGGACCUGUACAUCAAUCGAAGGAGGCUAAGGGGAGAUGAAAGAGUCAUCGUAAGGGAGAAUGUGUCCGCAGUUUUGCAGAGGAAUCUCCCACCGAAGUGCGGGGAUCCGGGUAGGUUUACUGUCCCAUGUAGGAUAGGUAAUACUUUGAUUAGGAAUACCCUACUGGACUGGGGAGCAUCGAUCAACAUAAUGCCUAAAUCUAUGUAUGCUUUUCUGAACCUCGGUUCAUUAAAAGAAACCGAGAUAAUAAUUCAAUUAGCUGACCGAACAAAUGCAUACCCUGAUGGGUUGAUCGAGGAUGUGCUGGUUAAAAUUAAUGAAUUGGUAUUUUCAGCUGACUUAUAUGUACUUGACAUGGAUGAUGACCAUUCCCCUGACCCCUCACCUUUACUACUAGGUAGACCUUUUUUUAGCACAACACAGACAAAAAUUGACGUUAAUAAGGGUACAUUGUCCAUGAAAUUUGAUGGAGAACUAGUCCACUUUAAUAUGUUUGAUACAAUGGAACAUCCUGUUAACUCUCACUCUGUGUUUGUUAUUCAUGCUAUUAAUCCCUCUGUGCAAGAAUUUUCUGAGUUUGCUUGUAGGGGCAAAUUCAAAUUUACUGAGAACAAGUAUAAGGGGAUGAAAGCAAUGUAUGAGGUGAAAAGGAAUAGAAAAUUAAGAAAGAAUGCUGCACUCAAAGGCUAUUUGGAUCCUGGAGGAAGGCCACCGAUUAUAAGGAAAAUUGAGUUACACCCAAAUUGA